Messenger RNA from Penicillium waksmanii, 1080 nucleotides. Its product is annotated as zinc-dependent alcohol dehydrogenase. The record is from RefSeq and is a predicted model, not a curated record. The transcript is spliced from 3 exons. Gene Ontology annotation, molecular function: zinc ion binding; oxidoreductase activity. The coding region runs from base 1 to 1080 and encodes 359 amino acids. Lineage: Eukaryota; Fungi; Ascomycota; Eurotiomycetes; Eurotiales; Aspergillaceae.
AUGGCAUCGGAUCUCCCUCGUACCCAAAAGGCCAUCGUGGUGCAGAAUCCCGGCCCCAACCACACCAUCGUCCUGCGUGGUGACGUCCCCGUCCCGGAACCAGGACCAGGAGAGAUCCUGCUCAAACUGGAAUGCACGGCCGUCACUAAUAUCAAAAACAGCCACUCAGAAGUCCGCGCGGUGCUAGGCUGGGGCGUCUACAACCCCAUAAUCGGCCACGAAGGUGUCGGGACAGUCGCAAAGCUAGGCCCUGAUGUUUCAAACGCAUUCGUCGGCGAGCGCGUCGGACUGAAAUGGCUCUAUAACGCCUGCACAGAAUGCAGUAUCUGCAAACGCGGCUUCACACACCACUGUCCCAAUCAACAAAACACAAGUCGGCACGUACCCGGCACUUUACAACAAUACGCUCUCGCAGAUGCAAACUUCAUAACGUCCAUCCCAGCAGGCCUCGCCUCCGAGAUCGCGGCACCGCUCCUCUGCGCCGGCUUGACAAUGUCCGGCGCACUGUCCCAUCUAGAAACCUCGCUGGCACCGGGUGAUUGGGUCGUGAUAUCCGGUUCUGGAGGCGGACUCGGACACGUCGGCGUCCAAAUCGCCGCGCGUAUAAACAAAUACCGCGUCAUUGCAAUUGACAGCGGCGAAGAUAAGAAGGAAACAAGUCUCUCGUCUGGCGCGGAGGUAUUCAUCGAUUUCAAAACGGAGGAUGUGGCCAAGCGUGUGGCUGAGGUUACGGGCGAAGGUGCGCAUGCGACAAUCGUUGUCCCUGGUACGAAGGAGGCGUUUGAAAUGGCACCUAUGGUUAUUCGGAAUUUGGGGAUUAUUGUUAAUGUCGGAUUACCGAGGAAUGAUAUUGAGAUUCCGAUUUCUGCGACAGUUUGUGCGGCUAGAGGUAUUACUAUCAAAGGGUCAUCGGUUGGAACUGAAGACCAAAUGGCGGAGCUGUUGCAAUAUGCGUUACAAGGCGUGAUUACCCCUGCCAUUGAGGUGUUUGAGUUUGCGGAGGCACCUAGGUUGAUUCGGGCUCUCAUUGAUAACAGGAUUAAGGGGAGAGCUGUUGUUACUAUCCCCCAUGGUAUUUAG